UCUAAUAUUGAGACAUCUGUUUUUAAGUUGAAUUUUGAAAUUGAGUAUUCGUCAGUUGUAACGGUUUGACUUUGAGCACUAAUUAAAUAUUGACUUAAGAAGUUUGAAACAAGAUGAAACCUGAAAAAAUUAUUGAUGUGUUAGACAAUCAAGGAAGAGCAACAGGUGAAAAAGAUUGGUUUCAAGGAAUUUUUGGUGACGUAACUAAGGCUUCUGCUGCUAAGCAAACAAUAGUUGGAGGAAUUACUGGAUGGGGAACAGGGUUUGUAUUCACUAAAGUUGGGAAAGUUGCUGCAACUGCAGUUGGGGGAAGCUUGCUCCUUAUUCAGAUCGCACAACAUCAAGGUUAUAUCAGGAUCAACUGGAAUCGGCUAAACAAAGAUGUGGAGACAGCAACAAAGCAUGUAGAGAUGCAGGUUGAUGAAGGUUUCCCAAGGCUUCUCAAACAGGGAAAAAAAUUUGUGAAGGAGAAUAUCUUCCUUGCUACAGGAUUUGCUGGAGGGUUUCUGUUAGGAAUUGCAUCUUCCUAGCUGUAAACGAAAGAUAAAGGAUAUAUAGUGUAAAGUAAAUCUGUAGCUUUAUGAUGUUAGAAUACUGAGUGGAGUGAAACUAAUGUCUUCAACAGUUUCAUGUAAAUUUGAAUAUUUUAUCUCAUAAAUACCAUCAAGAUAAAUCUGCCUAAAAAAUUAGCAUUUGUCAGAUAUUUUACUUUAUAGUGCAGGUUUCAGUGUAGUGAAAAAGCUGUAUAAAACGAAAAUAUUUUUUGCAGCUGAGUACUGGAACUGCCAUAUUUAUUAAUGUUGUCUUCCUGGACUGUUGUACUUAUUCAUAUAUCUAUCAGUAUCAUAGAACUCUUAAGAGAUUUAGUUGAUAGUUGUGUUUUAUUGCUUAAAAAUGAUUAUUCAGUAUCAGUACAGUUACCUUACAGUGAAUGUAAACACAAAUAUAAUAUUGAUUAUUAAUUAUUGUUUUUGAACACCUGUUUUUUACCCAUACUAAUAUUAAUUUCCAAUAUAAUAGUUUAGAUAAAAUGUUUUAAUUUAAACAGUAUUAGCCGCAUUAUUUUAAAUUUAUACUUGUCAUAUUUUUUCAAUUUGUUACAAACCUUUUUAAAUUAAUGACUUAUAUGAAAUUAAGAAAAUAUUAAUUAUUAUUAAUAAUACUUUUACUUAAAUAUUGACUAAAUGAUAUUAUUUCAUUCUUAUAUGGUUAAUAAACUGAAUACUUACACUUCUGACAAAAGAAGCAUUCCUGUAUUUAUAGUAAUUUAAAAACAAUGAGUAUAAGGUUUGUAGUUAUUAAGACCCAAACAACUGUAAUUGAAAGUUAUCUGUCAGUACUGGUGAGCUUUAUUAUACUUUUCCUUAGAUCCAUCCAUCUCAGUUUUUCUGUGCAUUUCCAAGAGGCUAAAUAAUAGAAAAUAAGUGCCAUACUACAUACCAUAUAUUGAGUCUAAAAAUAAAAUUUUAAAACCA
This is a messenger RNA of Limulus polyphemus (Atlantic horseshoe crab), 1475 nucleotides long. Its product is annotated as FUN14 domain-containing protein 1-like. The transcript has 6 exons. NCBI's taxonomy places the organism in Eukaryota, Metazoa, Arthropoda, Merostomata, Xiphosura, Limulidae. Gene Ontology annotation, biological process: autophagy of mitochondrion. Gene Ontology annotation, cellular component: mitochondrial outer membrane. The record is from RefSeq and is a predicted model, not a curated record. Bases 114 to 530 code for a protein of 138 amino acids.